UGCCUGGUCGCCUAGCAACGUCCCAAUUCGGAGCGAUGGAGGCCAACAGCAGCAGGGAGCUCGAAGCCAGGAAUUAUUUGGAAAAACACCGGAUUAUGGAGUUGCUGACCUAUCUUGCCAGCGCCCUCCUCUUUUUCCGGCCGGAAAAACCAAGAGAGUAUUUAAUAUCUAUAUUGGAACGGCUGAGAAUUGCCAAAGUAUCAGGCGUGGCUUUCCCUUUCUUUAUGGAUGACUCUAACAUUGCAGCCAUGUUUCAGAUGCUGGACUCCUCGAAUAAAGGAUCCAUAUCAUUUAUACAGUAUAAAGAAGCCCUAAAAACCCUGGGUCUGUGUACUGCAGAUGAAGUUUUAAAAGAUGAUGGACAUGGAAUAACAUGUGAAAAAUUCAUGCGUGAAGUGAACAAGAGGACUCAGGAAAUAUGGUCAGCAUUUUAAUAACACUUGGGAAAACAAAGGGAAAAGAUUCCGAGUCAUAUCGAAGUGCAGCUGAGCCGCUCCUCCUUCAUUGAAGUGAUUGGCAAGAAUUAUCUGAAAAAAAGGACAAUUCAUAUAGCAGUUGCCUCUGUCAUCACAGCCCAAAAUAGUCUACUCUUACUUACUUCUUGGUAGAUGUAUAUGUCCAGCUUCUCUACAAGCAUUUGCCAGAAGAUUUUAAACAAGGAGAAGCACAGCUGCUGCUCCAGCUGCAGUAAACGGUCUCGUAAAGUAAGCAGUAAGGGGCAAGCCGAACUGGACAGGGACAUCACGGCCUGCUCUGACUGCGAUGGCAGGGACAGCCACCUGGAAAAAAACAGAAACAGCACUGCCUGGAGCACAUUAAUUUUUAUUAUGAAAUUUUUCAUCUCUCUGUAUUUUUAAAGAUUUAACAAAUCAUUUUAAAUGUGGGGAAGUGCACUGUCCUGGGGCAUUUUGGAUAAGAAAAAAUGUACAGCCCAACAUUAAAAGCUCUCUCAGAAAAUAAAGGUACUUAUG
Balaenoptera ricei (Rice's whale) is the source of this 971-nucleotide messenger RNA. It is a transcript of the gene EFCAB10, whose product is annotated as EF-hand calcium binding domain 10. The transcript has 5 exons. The coding region runs from base 36 to 434 and encodes 132 amino acids. Gene Ontology annotation, molecular function: calcium ion binding. NCBI's taxonomy places the organism in Eukaryota, Metazoa, Chordata, Mammalia, Artiodactyla, Balaenopteridae. The record is from RefSeq and is a predicted model, not a curated record.